GUUCUUUGCUCAGAUUUAAUUAGAGGAAAUAUGUCAGAUAUAACAGUCAGGGUUGCUCCGAACCGCUUAAUCGCAGAUAAACUAAUAUUAAAUGAUAUUACAUGUAUUUUAUUUUAAAUAGAAAACGGCGUCAUAGAUGUAAUGACGAGUUUUGCGGGAGUGGCGUGUUCGUGAGCGCGCAGCCUUUGCGGGGUCGCGCAGGUCCGGAGGGUGAGAGCGGAGCGCGCAGGUGAUCUCUCAGCAGUCAGCACCUGGCUCGUGUUCUUCGGUACAGGCCGUGCAAUAUUAAAAGAGUAAUAUAUUAAGCAUGAGCAGCAGCGGUGGUUUGGGCUUGUGCACAUGAUGAUCUUCCUCAUCCUCGCUGAGUAUGGCGGAGUCGGAUGCUGUGCAGUUCAUUGUGAAUCGAGCUCAAUGCAGCAUGGCUAACAACAAGAAUAGCACACUCCGUUGUACUUUUUCGGCCCCCGGCCACAGUAACACUCUCCUGAGGGGGUUGUCUGCAUUACGCGCUCAAGGUCAAUUACUGGAUGUGGUUCUGGCCAUUGAGAACGAGCGCUUCGAGGUUCACAAAGCUGUUUUGGCGUCCUGCAGUGACUACUUCAGAGCCAUGUUCACUGGAGGAAUGAAGGAGUCAAACCAGGACACCAUAGAGCUAAUAGGUCUGUCACCCAGAGGCCUGAAGCACAUUAUUGAUUUUGCCUACAGCUCCGAGGUCACGCUGGACCUGGACUGCAUUCAGGAUGUUCUCGGAGCAGCCGUGUUCCUACAGAUGGAGCCUGUUGUGGAGCUUUGUGAGGAGUUCCUCAAAUCGGCAAUGAGCGUCGAGACUUGUCUGAACAUCGGUCAGAUGGCCACCACUUUCAGCCUCUCCUCCCUCAAGCAGUCCGUGGACACGUUUACGUUUCGUCACUUCCUGCAGAUCGCCCAGGAAGAAGACUUCCUUCACAUUCCCAUGGAGCGACUGGUUUUCUUCCUUCAGAGCAACAAGUUGAAGAACUGCAGCGAGAUCGACUUGUUCCACGCGGCUAUCCGCUGGCUCCAGCACGACGAGUCCCGGCGAGCCAUAGCCAGCGAAGUGCUCUGCCACGUGCGCUUUCCGCUAAUGCGGUCCUCUGAGCUGGUGGACAGCGUCCAAACGGUCGGCAUCAUGGUGGAGGACGUGCGUUGUCGUCAGUUUCUCUUGGAGGCCUUCAAUUACCAGAUCCUUCCGUUUCGACAGCACGAAAUGCAGUCGCCCCGAACUACCAUUCGGUCCGAUGUCACGUCGCUAAUCACCUUCGGUGGAACGCCGUACACCGACAACGACCGCUCGGUCAGCAGCAAAGUUUACUAUCUACCCGACGUCGCGGCACGACAGUUCAAAGAGAUAACGGAAAUGGAGAUGGGGUGCAGCCAUGCCUGCGUAUCGGUUCUGGAUAAUUUUGUGUACGUAGUAGGCGGGCAGCAAUUGCAGUACCGCAGUGGAGAGGGUGCGGUCGACAUCUGCUUCCGCUACGACCCCCAUCUGAACCAGUGGCUGCGAAUCCAGCCCAUGCAGGAGAGUCGCAUUCAGUUUCAGCUUAACGUGCUGCAAGGGCGGCUUUAUGCCACAGGGGGGCGCAACAGAUCUGGCAGCUUGUCCUCUGUAGAGUGCUACUGCACCAGGAAAAAUGAAUGGACGUAUGUGGAUUCCCUAAAAAGGAGGAUCUGGGGUCACGCCGGCGCUACGUGUGGGGAUAAACUUUACGUGUCCGGAGGUUACGGAGUAUCCGUUGAGGAUAAGAAGACUCUACAUUGUUACGAUCCAGCAUCUGAUCAGUGGGACUUCAAGUGCCCCAUGAAUGAGCCGCGAGUCUUGCACGCCAUGAUCAGUGUAAAUAACCGCAUUUAUGCCCUCGGUGGAAGAAUGGACCACGUUGACCGCUGUUUCGAUGUUCUAGCUGUAGAGUAUUACGUUCCAGAGACGGAUCAAUGGACGACAGUCAGCCCGAUGCGUGCCGGUCAGUCAGAGGCAGGCUGCUGCUUACUCGAUAAAAAGAUUUAUAUAGUCGGAGGAUACAACUGGCAUCUUAAUAACGUCACAAGCAUUGUACAGGUUUAUAACACGGAGUCGGAUGAGUGGGAACGGGAUCUUCACUUUCCCGAAUCUUUUGCAGGAAUAGCUAGCACACCCAUCAUACUUCCUCAAACCACCACCCAACGUUAAGAGUUUGUUAAAUACAAAGCACAGAUUACUUUAUCUUUGCAUCUAGGCUAAGAAAGGUUCUACCCAAAAAAUAGGCUUUAUGCCCAGCUGCACUACUUCCUGAACUUCAGCUAGCUCCUUGUUUCCUGUCUGCCA
This is a messenger RNA of Misgurnus anguillicaudatus (oriental weatherfish), 2320 nucleotides long. It is a transcript of the gene klhl26, whose product is annotated as kelch-like family member 26. NCBI's taxonomy places the organism in Eukaryota, Metazoa, Chordata, Actinopteri, Cypriniformes, Cobitidae. The record is from RefSeq and is a predicted model, not a curated record. Gene Ontology annotation, molecular function: protein binding.